AUGUUGAGUGCACCGUCGAAUAUGCCGCCAUCAUCCUUUGCUGGCCUGCCAAUGCAGCCCCCCUUAGACGCAGCUGGCACCCUUGUCUUUUGUCCCUUCCUCAAAUGGGAAGCGGAUGCGCAGGAAGGGCUCACCAUCAUAUGCCUAAAACACUGGACAGCAAGGACUGCGAAGACAGACGGGAUGGCCCAUGACCACGACUUCGAGUUUGCACAGGGUGACCAACUGGACUACAUACUCGAUAAUGAAGGGAAUGGAUUUGAGGAGUUCCAACGAGCCCUCCAAACAUCUAUGGCUGGCACACGCCUUGACUUGUCCUGGGGAAGCAGAGGCCCUGGUGCAGCACUCGAGGCGCUUUGCCGCAUGACAGACGAUGAACUCGAAUCCCUACCCGACAUACAACCGAUCACUGUAUUAAUGCCGGGAAAACUUGUAUUUUCAUUUGCAUCGGUGGGGGUUGCCAGCGACAUCUUUUACGUGAAGGGUGGCUUUUUCAAGCUCGGUUUGCUUAACUUCCGUGGCCUCCGAGCAGCGCUAGAUGAGUACAGUUCUGAUGAGCGCAUCUUGUUCCAUUUCCCACCGCUAGAAUUAUGCACAGGUCGGUGCUUCAAUACGCCGAUCAGUUCACAGCGUUUGAGAUUCAACACAGACAAUGCGGCGAUGAUUGCGUGGGCUUUGAUGCAUCGGUUCCUCGCUUAUGAUGACUACCCGGUGGACCUUCGUGCCAAGUGGCGCAUUGAGGAUGUCAAAGUAUGA
This is a messenger RNA of Suillus discolor, 756 nucleotides long. RefSeq lists its product as uncharacterized. Bases 1 to 756 code for a protein of 251 amino acids. The record is from RefSeq and is a predicted model, not a curated record. The transcript has 5 exons. NCBI's taxonomy places the organism in Eukaryota, Fungi, Basidiomycota, Agaricomycetes, Boletales, Suillaceae.